GUGUAGUCAGUGACUGAAGAAUAAAUCGUUAAUGAUGGCGCCGUUAGUCAACUCCGCUUCGUAUUAAAAUUAUUUUCUUCUGAUCUCUUAUUCUUCUCUUCUCCGGCGACCUUCAACCUCCUUCGAAUCUAAAUGAGUUUGUGAGCCGUGGAGGAGGAAGGCGUCCACUUCAAUUUGUCCGAGCCAGGCACACAGAUAACUGAUCGGGAGAAUAAUAGAAAACAAUGGGGAAAGCAUCAGCUCUGCUUCUGUUUCUCUUGAGUUUCGGCUUCUUCGUAGUGACAUAUAAUCUCUUGACACUCAUACUCCACAACAGAUCUAACUCAGAUGGAAGUAGUCCACUCCGAGAUCCUAUCGUCCAAAUGCCUCACGCAAACUCCCAAACCUCUCCAGCACCAACAUUUCAUGUCGCCUUAACAGCUACAGACGCUCCUUACAACAAGUGGCAGUGUCGUAUUAUGUACUAUUGGUAUAAACAGAAGAAAGCUCUCCCUGGUUCAGACAUGGGUGGGUUUACCCGCAUUUUGCAUUCCGGUAAUACCGAUAACUUGAUGGAUGAGAUACCUACGUUUGUGGUUGAUCCUCUCCCUCCAGGUCUUGACCAGGGUUAUGUUGUGUUGAAUAGACCGUGGGCGUUUGUGCAAUGGCUUGAAAGAGCUACAAUCAUCGAAGACUAUGUGCUGAUGGCAGAGCCUGAUCAUGUUUUUGUUAACCCUCUUCCUAAUUUGGCUGUUGGAGGACGCCCAGCUGCUUUUCCGUUUUUCUAUAUUACACCUGAAAAGUUCGAGAACAUUGUCAGAAAGUAUUAUCCUGUGGAGAUGGGCCCGGUUUCAAACAUUGAUCCCAUUGGCAAUUCUCCUGUUAUUAUAAGCAAGGAAUCACUUGAAAAGAUUGCUGCUACGUGGAUGAAUGUCUCGUUGACAAUGAAAAACGAUCCAGAUACUGAUAAGGCAUUUGGAUGGGUCCUGGAAAUGUACGGUUACGCAGUUGCCUCUGCUCUGCAUGGGGUGCGGCACAUACUUCAUAAGGAUUUCAUGAUCCAGCCUCCAUGGGAUCUGUCUACCAAGGGGAAGUAUAUCAUCCAUUACACUUAUGGUUGCGACUACAACAUGAAGGGUGAGUUGACUUAUGGCAAAAUAGGAGAGUGGCGAUUCGAUAAGAGAUCACAUCUGCGAGGUCCUCCUCCGAGGAAUAUUUCCAUGCCGCCUCGUGGUGUUCCAGAAAGUGUGGUGACUCUUGUGAAGAUGGUUAAUGAAGCUACUUCAAAUAUCCCAAAUUGGGACACUCUCUAACUCACAUCCGCAAGCACACACGGCUUAUUUUGUCAUAUGAAAAGUUAAUUUUUUUUUCUCUUCUACUUUCUUUCGGUUAAUUGAUGAACUCAGAGUAAAUGAUGCAAUCUUGUUUUGAUUUUGAGACAAUGUUCAAGACAUCGUCAGGUGUUAGUUAGAUGGUGAAGUCAUAACCA
This is a messenger RNA of Brassica oleracea var. oleracea, 1468 nucleotides long. RefSeq lists its product as uncharacterized. The transcript is spliced from 9 exons. Gene Ontology annotation, molecular function: glycosyltransferase activity. The coding region runs from base 225 to 1292 and encodes 355 amino acids. NCBI's taxonomy places the organism in Eukaryota, Viridiplantae, Streptophyta, Magnoliopsida, Brassicales, Brassicaceae. The record is from RefSeq and is a predicted model, not a curated record.